GAGUUGAACAACGUGUGCUACUGUAGGGUGAAGAAAUCGCCUCUUGCUCCCACUAAAGCAAACACUAGUGGUUGAGAGGCAGCUCCUGCAACACAUCAUGUCGCAAACCAUUUCAUUAAAACCAGUUGGUCCUGCUCAUCUGUGCUGUCAUAAAUACGGAAGUGUCUGAAGACAGGAACAUCAAGCUCACGAACGCUCACUUCUCAAGGAGACUAUUAGAAGAGGAAACAUGGCACGUUAUGGAGACAUCAUGAAGGUUCCAACUACUGGAGCGUCGCUGCAAACUGCUAAGCAGGACAAGCUGACCUACGCAGGUGAGAAGGCGUCACAUACCCUGGCACAGACGGAUAAGAACAGAAUGGAAAAGUACAGGUCUAAAAUCAACACAGUGGGAGCAAAGUAUGGAAUCGAUCCAGCUCUCAUUGCUGCCAUCAUCUCCAGAGAGACCAGGGCUGGAAAUUGCUUACAAGGAGGCUGGGGAGACGGCGGCAAUGCCUGGGGACUGAUGCAGGUUGACGUCAAUCCAAAUGGAGGUGGACACACUAAACGCGGUGACUGGGACAGUGAGGAACAUCUCUCCCAAGCCGCAGAGAUCUUGGUUCAUUUUAUCGGACGCAUCCGCAACAAAUUUCCCAGCUGGAGCGCAGAGCAGCAGCUCAAAGGUGGGAUAGCUGCCUACAACAUGGGAGAUGGAAACGUCCAUUCCUAUGAUCAAGUUGAUGCCAACACGACAGGAAGAGACUACUCCAAUGACGUUGUGGCCAGAGCGCAGUGGUACAAAAACAAUGCAGGCUUUUGAAACCUGGAACAUUGCUCAACAGAAAUAUCCCCAAAAAAUCAAAAUCUACCACAUGUUCUGUGUUAAAGCCUGAGAGAAAUAAACAUAACGCAAAGUAAGCAAACCAUCUUGAUGUGCUGAUGUGAUUGUCUUUAGUUUUAAUGACCUGAAACUUUUAUUUUCAUUGGCUUUGUUUUAUCAAAUUGGUGUUGUGGUAUUCGUUUGUGCUUUGUGGUGAGUCACACCCUGAGUUGUCAUGUCCCACUCACUGUUUAAUUAUGUAGACAACUGCAGAAAAUAAUCUCCUCAACUUGUUGGACACUUUUCUUUGUAAAGCAUUAAAGACCUGAGAACAUUGA
Messenger RNA from Gasterosteus aculeatus aculeatus (three-spined stickleback), 1137 nucleotides. RefSeq names its product lysozyme g. Gene Ontology annotation, biological process: defense response to Gram-positive bacterium; peptidoglycan catabolic process. Gene Ontology annotation, molecular function: lysozyme activity. The record is from RefSeq and is a predicted model, not a curated record. Gene Ontology annotation, cellular component: extracellular region. NCBI's taxonomy places the organism in Eukaryota, Metazoa, Chordata, Actinopteri, Perciformes, Gasterosteidae.